This is a messenger RNA of Podarcis lilfordi (Lilford's wall lizard), 600 nucleotides long. The record is from the annotation of a GenBank genome assembly. Lineage: Eukaryota; Metazoa; Chordata; Lepidosauria; Squamata; Lacertidae.
AUGAAAGCCUUGUUACACAUCAACGAACUCACACAGGAGAGAAACCAUUUCAAUGUGCGGAGUGUGGAAAGAGCUUCAGUUGGAGUGGAAGCUUUAAUUUACAUCAACGGAUUCACACGGGUGAGAAACCAUAUGAAUGUAUGCAGUGUGGAAAGAGUUUCAGUUGCAGUGAAGGCCUUAAUUUACAUCAACGAACUCACACAGGUGAGAAACCUUUUAAAUGUAUGGAGUGUGGAAAGAGCUACAGUCAGAGUGGAAGCCUUAAGAAACAUCAACAAACUCACACAGGGAAUAAACCUUUUAAAUGUUUGGAGUGUGGAAAGAACUUCCGUCAGAGUUCAGACCUUACUUUGCAUCGUCGGACUCACACGGGUGAGAAGCCAUAUAAAUGUAUGGAGUGUGGAAAGAGCUUCAGUCAGAGUGGAAACUUUAAUAAACAUCUACAAACCCAUACUGGGGAGAAACCGUUUAAAUGUAUGGACUGUGGAAAGUGCUUUUGUCGGAAUGAAAGCCUUACUUUACAUCUACGAACCCACACAGGUGAGAAACCAUAUAACUGUAUGCAGUGCGGAAAGAGCUUCCGUCAGAGCGGACAGCUGA